UCCUCCUGCUCCUCCUCCUCGCCUAUCUCAACUUUCCAACAUGACAGACCUCUCAAGGAACAACCUGCCUUCUCGUGCAAAACCCGCCAGGCGUGCAGCAGCUCCAUCCAUCACCUCAUCUUCGCGAUUUCCUUGUCCCCACUGCUGCCGGCUGUUUGAUUCCCCUCAAGCGCUCGGCGGGCAUCAGAAAGCUCACAAACACGAGCGAGCAGCUCAGCGAACCUUUCCGGCCACUCAUCAGCAGCAAUACCAUGCAGCCGUGUUUUAUAACGUGUGGCCGGAACACAUCCGGCGGCCCAUCAUCUCAUCUCCGCGAUUUCCUUGUCCCCACUGCUCCAGGCUCUUUGACUCCCCUCAAGCGCUCGGCGGGCAGCAGAACGCUCACAAACAUGAGCAAGCAGCUCAGCGAAACUCUCUGGCCACCCACCAGCAACAAUACCAUCCACUUGCUCUGUUCUCCGCUGAUCAACAUCAACAACACACCUUAUCGAUACCAUUUCCCCACUCCCCGGCCGUUUCGACUACUCCCGACACUCUCUCCCCUACCACGGAUGUGGAUGAUUCUUCUGCCGAUAUUGACCUCGCCCUCCGCCUGUGAAGCAACGCGUUUCUCUUUCUCUUAACUUCUUUCUUUUUUGUUUUUGAAAGGAAGUGGAAUAAGUUAGUGGGAUUUGAUGAGAAUGAAAGUGGUUAGGGUUAAAGGGAUUCUUGAAUCUCUUGUUUAGCGUUCGUUUCCGUACGUUUAUGGGGUUUCAACUUUUUUUUUUUUUUUUUCCUCAUCUUACUCAAAUUAAAGUGCAAGGUGAUGGUGAUGAUGAUGAUGAAUGUUAGUUCCCUUAGCUUUGUUCUUAUAUAUGAAAUUAGUAAUUAAGUAGAAUUGUAUGA
Molecule: messenger RNA, 885 nt
Organism: Rubroshorea leprosula
Lineage: Eukaryota; Viridiplantae; Streptophyta; Magnoliopsida; Malvales; Dipterocarpaceae
Source: the annotation of a GenBank genome assembly